AACUGGAAUUGGGUGGUUUGGGGACUCGGCAUUGAAGGUCUACAAGGUGAAGAGACUGAAGUUUUUAAGUGUUCGUUGUUGAAAGGAUUGCAGCUUCUGUGAACCCAAGAAAUCUCAUUCUUUGCUCUGUUUUCCUUUUUGGACUUGAGACAGUGAGAGAAAGGAGGAGAGAAAGAGAGAGACUGUUUUUUUUUCAUUUAGAGAGAGAAACAGGAUUGAGUGGUCUUGGGGUUCAGUUUUGAGGGCCUCCAACUUGAAGAGAGUGAAGUUUUUUUAGUGCGUUUUUGUUGAGAACGGAGCAUCUGUGAGCACAAGAAAUCUCAUUCUUCGCUCUAUUUUCCUUUUUGGGGUGUAGAGAUUUUCAGUGAGAGAGAGAGAGAGGAGGAGAGAGAUUGCUGUGGUUUUGUUUGGUGGUUUCAAUGGGGAACGAUGAUGUGGUCAGGGUAGGCAGCUUGAGGAGAAAUGGCUCCUCGAUUCUGAGGAACACAGGCGAUGGCAUGUUCUCGAGGUCUUCUCAUGGAGAAGAAGACGACGUAGAGCUAGCGAGAUGGGCUGCGCUCGAAAGAUUGCCGACAAAUGAUAGGAUUCGGAAAGGGAUUCUCAGCAGCUCAAAAGGUGAGAGAAGAGAAGUGGAGAUUGAGAGUCUCGGGUUUCAUGAAAAGAAGAGAUUGAUAGAGAGGCUGGUUAAAAUUCCACAGGACCACAGUGAGCAGUUCCUUCUAAAGCUCAAGAACCGUAUAGACCAAGUGGGAAUUGAUAUUCCAACUAUUGAAGUUCGGUUCGAGCAUUUGAAUGUUGAUGCCAAAGUUUUCGUGGGAGGAAGAGGCCUUCCUACAAUCCUCAAUUUUAAUCUCAACUUGAUUGAGGGAUUUCUGAACUGGUUACACAUUCUUCGAAAUAGAAGGAGGCCACUCUCUAUACUUCUUGAUAUCAGUGGUAUAAUCAAACCUGGGAGAAGGAAUUUAUCGGCAUGUUUAUGGCUGAAACUCAAAUUUUUGACAGUGGAGAUGCUUGUUGGGCCUUCAAUGGCUUUCUUUAUGGAUGAGAUAUCAACUGGGCUAGACAGAUCCACUGCUUAUCAUAUAGUGAAUUCCAUCAGGCAAGCAGUACAUAUAUUCAAGACAACAACUGCAAUAUCACUGUUGCAGCCAGCUCCUGAGACCUACAAUCUUUUCGAUGACAUAAUUUUUCUCUCAGAUGGUCAGAUUGUGUAUCAGGAUCCUCGCGAAUAUGUAUUAGAAUUCUUUGAAUCAAUGGGAUUUAGAUGCCCUGAGAGGAAAGGAGUUGCUGACUUCUUGCAAGAAGUUACAUCGAUGAAAGAUCAAGGGCAGCAUUGGUUUCACAAAGAUGAGCCUUAUAGAUUUGUUCCAGUCAAGGAAUUUGCCGAAGCUGCCCAAUCGUUUCAUGUUGGAAUAAAAAUAUGUGAUGAAUUAGCCAUCCCAUUUGACAAGAGUAAGAGUCACCCUGUGGCCCUUACAACUUCCCGAUAUGGUGUAUAUGAGAUGGAGCUUUUGAAAGUGUGCUUCUUGAGGGAACUCUUAUUGAUGAAGAGGAACUCAUUUUAUCAUAUCUUCAAUGUGCAACUUGCAAUUAUGGCUUUCAUCAUGAUGUCAGUGUUUGUGCGCACUAAAAUGCACCGAAAUACAGUUCAAGAUGGAGGGCUCUAUCUAGGAGCCUUGUUUUAUAGUCUUUUUACACUCUUGUUCAAUGAGUUUGCUGAGCUACCAAUGACCAUUUCAAAGCUACCUGUCUUAUAUAAACAAAGAGAUAUGCUUUUCUUCCCUGCUUGGGCCUAUGCAAUGUCAACAUGGAUCACCAAGAUCCCCAUGUCAUUCUUGAAAUCUGGUAUAUGGUUUGUCAUAACUUACUAUAUUGUGGGCUUCGACCUAAAUGGUGGAAGGAUGUUUCGGCAGUACCUGCUACUCUUUCUAGUAAAUCAGAUGGCAUCUGGACUUUUUCAAUUCAUGGCCUUUGUGGGUCGGGACAUGAUUAUAGCGAACACAUUUGGGAGUUUUUCUAUCCUUGUUGUCAUGGUUCUUAGUGGUCUCAUUCUCUCACGAGAGAAAGUGAAAAAGUGGUGGAUAUGGGGCUAUUGGAUCUCACCGAUAAUGUACGCGGAGAAUGCAAUAGCAGUUAAUGAAUUCCUUGGAGAUCUUUGGAAGAAAGUGACAAAUGGGUUGACGGAAACUCUUGGAGUGCAACUGUUGAAGUCUCGUGGAAUCUUUCCCGUAGGUUACUGGUACUGGAUAGGAGUAGGUGCACUGGUGGGAUACAUCAUCCUCUUCAAUGGCCUCUCCAUCUUGGCUCUCACAUAUCUCAAACAUGAGUCAUUUGGUAAAUCCCAUGUAAACAUAUCCGAAGAAUUGAAACAGAAGCAUAUGAAUAGGACUGGUGAAAAUUUCAUGGUCGAACUAUCGUCUGUUCCCUCUUUGAGAGGAAAGGCAUCUAUUGGUUUUGGUUGUAUCGAAGGUGCAUUGUUUAACAAUUUUCUAAAAUUAUUGAGGAAGUAUGGUGAAAUCAUGAGGAAUAGCAUCUCAUCUGAUUCAAUAUCAGAUGGGUCAGAUGCCAUGGCUUCUAGUCAAGAGUGGACGAAAGGCAUGGUUCUUCCAUUUCCUCCUCUCUCACUCUGCUUUCAUGAUAUCAGAUACUCAAUAGAUAUGCCAGAGGAAAUGAAAGCUCAGGGGAAAGAAGAUCGGCUAGAACUCCUGAAGGGCGUGAGUGGGGCAUUCAGGCCAGGAGUUCUAACUGCUUUGAUGGGUGUUACUGGAGCUGGUAAGACAACUUUGAUGGAUUUUUUAGCCGGAAUGAAAACACAUGGCCAUAUUGAUGGAACUAUCAGUAUCUCUGGUUAUCCUAAGAAGCAAGCAACCUUUGCUCGGGUAUCUGGAUACUGUGAGCAGAAUGUUCAUUCUCCUCAAGUGACAGUCUACGAGUCGUUACUUUACUCUGCAUGGCUUCGACUUUCGUCUAAUGUCAACCCUGAAACAAGAAAGACGUUUGUUGAGGACGUCAUGAAGCUCAUAGAACUAAAGUCGGUAAGGAAUGCUCUAGUGGGGUUGCGUGGAGUGAACGGUCUCUCGACUGAGCAAAGAAAGAGGCUUACCAUUGCUGUGGAGCUUGUGGCCAAUCCCUCCAUUAUUUUCAUGGAUGAGCCAACCUCUGGUCUUGAUGCCAGGGCUGCUGCUAUUGUGAUGAGAACAGUUAGGAACACUGUUGAUACUGGAAGAACUGUAGUGUGUACUAUCCACCAGCCUAGCAUUGAUAUAUUUGAUGCAUUUGAUGAGCUUUUCCUCAUGAAGACUGGUGGUGAAGCAAUUUAUGCCGGCCCCCUCAGAUCCCAUUCUUUCCAUCUCAUUGAAUACUUUGAGGGAAUCAAUUGAGUCAUCAAGAUAAAAGAAGGCUACAAUCCUGCAACUUGGAUGCUUGAGGCCACAUCUGAGGCACAAGAAGAUAUUUUAGGGGUUAGUUUUGCUGAAGUAUACAAGAACUCUGAUUUUUAUAGGAAAAACAAGGAAAUGAUUGAAGCACUGAGUUCACCACCCCCAGGCUCGGAAGACCUCUAUUUCCCUACUCAGUAUUCUCAGUCAUUCCUCACGCAGUGCUUGGCUUGCUUAUGGAAACAGCACUGGUCCUACUGGCGCAACCCCUCUUAUACGGCCAUGAAAUUCAUCUUCACCUUCUUCAUCACCUUAUUGAUUGGGACCAUGCUUUGGGAUCUUGGCUCAAAAGGUAAUGUAUUUUGCAGGGCUAACCCACAGGAUCUCUUCAAUGCAAUGGGUUCCAUGUAUGCUUCUGUUCUAUUCAUUGGAAGUAACAAUGCCUAUUCGGUUCAGCCAGUAGUUUCAGUGGAAAGACUUGUAUUCUAUCGAGAAAGGGCAGCCGGAAUGUAUUCAGCUCUACCAUAUGCCAUUGCACAGAUUAUUAUAGAGAUUCCAUAUAUAUUGGUUCAAGCACUACUCUAUGGGGUGAUAGUGUAUGCAAUGAUAGCAUUUGAAUGGACAACUGCCAAGUUCUUCUCGUACAUGUUCUUUAUGUACUUCACAUACUUCGGCAUGAUGACUAUUGCCAUGACUCCCGAUAAUAACAUUGCGUCCGUUGUGUUCGGAGCCUUCAAUGGAACGUGGAACCUCUUCUCCGGAUUCUUCAUUCCUAGAGCGAGUUUGCCUGCAUGGUGGAGAUGGUAUGCGUGGGCAUGCCCAGUUGCAUGGACCCUGUAUGGCCUGGUUGCUUCUCAAUUUGGAGAUGUACAUACCACCUUUGAAGAUGCAGGUGCCUCAUUUAAGAACGAAACGGUUGCCGAAUUCGUGAAUGACUAUUACGGAUUCGAUCACAACUUCCUGGGGGCGGUUGCAGCUAUGACUAUUGGGUUUACAGUUCUCUUUGCAUUCAUCUUUGCUUUCUCCGUCAAGGUUCUGAAUUUUCAAAAGAGAUGAGAAUAUGAGUGCAUCAAUAUUCCUAAGACUUGAUUGAAACAAACUGUGAGAGAGACGUAUCAUCUUAUAGGCCAUAGGCCAAUAAUUCACAUGCUAAGUAGAGUUCUUGGAUAAUUUGCUAGAGAGAAGCUAA
Molecule: messenger RNA, 4566 nt
Organism: Amborella trichopoda
Lineage: Eukaryota; Viridiplantae; Streptophyta; Magnoliopsida; Amborellales; Amborellaceae
Source: RefSeq, a predicted model, not a curated record